Messenger RNA from Micropterus salmoides (largemouth bass), 1813 nucleotides. It is a transcript of the gene cbln1, whose product is annotated as cerebellin 1 precursor. NCBI's taxonomy places the organism in Eukaryota, Metazoa, Chordata, Actinopteri, Centrarchiformes, Centrarchidae. The transcript is spliced from 3 exons. Gene Ontology annotation, cellular component: glutamatergic synapse; synaptic cleft. The coding region runs from base 430 to 1005 and encodes 191 amino acids. The record is from RefSeq and is a predicted model, not a curated record. Gene Ontology annotation, molecular function: protein binding.
CCCCCCCCCUCCCCCCCGCGCGCUAUGAGUUCUGCUGCCUCGUCACUCGUCAGGGCCCCUCCGCACCGAGCGCGACUCCCGCUUAUUGUGUUCCCAAGUGACAGAGAAGCUGCUGAGAAGUGAGAAAAGAGGAAAAGAACAGGUGAAAACUGGCGACUCGACCGGAGAGACGGGGUAAUAAAUACAUUUCGAAAAAAAGGAGAGAAGCCUAAAAAGAAACCCUUUUUCGGAGACUCCGCGAGGGAGAAUUGUUUGCUGUAGGCUAAUUAAAUCCAAGAAAACGGAGUGGCAUCUAGUUGUAAAACAAGCCUUCUUAAGGUUCAUCGGGGGAACACCGGGAAACUCUCCCUGCCUUACUUUUUUAAAGGGGAAUAGACCCACGGUUUAAGGUGUGAAGACGACCGGAGAAGUUCGUCGUUCUGGUCCGGUAUGUUGGCGUUUUGCCUGCUGAGUGCCGUGUGGCUCGCGGCGAGCCCAGCCCGCGCUCAGAACGAGACGGAACCAAUCGUCCUGGAGGGGAAGUGCCUAGUGGUGUGCGACUCCAACCCGACCGCGGACCCCACAGGCACGGCGCUCGGGAUCUCGGUGCGCUCGGGCAGCGCCAAGGUAGCGUUCUCCGCAGUCCGGAACACUAACCAUGAGCCAUCUGAGAUGAGCAACCGGACUAUGGUCAUCUACUUCGACCGGGUUCUAGUUAACGUUGGGAAGAACUUUGACGAGGAGAGAAGUAAUUUCAUCGCGCCGCGCAAAGGGAUUUACAGUUUUAACUUCCACGUAGUGAAGGUCUACAACCGCCAAACUAUACAGGUGAGCCUGAUGCACAACGGCUGGCCGGUGAUUUCGGCUUUUGCCGGCGACCAGGAUGUGACGCGCGAGGCGGCCAGUAAUGGUGUUCUGAUACAGAUGGAGAAGGGAGACCGGGCCUACCUCAAACUGGAGAGAGGAAACCUAAUGGGAGGAUGGAAAUACUCCACCUUCUCCGGCUUCCUGGUGUUCCCCAUGUAGAGGAAGAGCGGGAGGAAGAGGAGGAGAAGGAGGAGGAGGAGCAGGAGGUGGAAACAAAGGAGGAGAAGCUGCUGGAAGAUGGAAAGUAUGAUGAUGACGGGGAAAAGGCAGAUGGAGGAAGAGGGGCAUGGGAAAGAGAAAAAAGGACGUGGAUAAGAUGGUCGGAGAGGAGGAAAGAAGAAGAGGGAACGUGACAACAGACUCUGUUUGGGAUGCUGCAGAGGGAGGAGGGAGAGGAAGGAUGAGAGAUGUUAGAAAGAUGUAAGAGCAUGACACAGAAUGAUUAUAUGAGGGUACAACAAGAGAAGAAUUGUGAAGCCAGUACAUGAAAAUGUAUGGCCAGCUUCUUCACUUCCCCUUCUCUUUUCAUCCAUCCUCUCAUCCAUCCGUUCCUCCCUCUGUUUUCUCUGUGGCUUGACUGCAGCUUUGGACAGCCAAAACUUUUUUUAUUCUCUGCUGAAAGACGCAAUUGAUCAUUUAUAUGUUCCAGAGUGUUCUAAAGUCCGAGUGUACCCCCCCCCCCCCCCAUUAAAUCAUUAAUUCAUUAAUUCAUUAAUUCAUUUAUCUCUUUCAAAAUAAGCUUUGAAGAAUGUUUCUUGAACAGUUGCUCCCCACUCCUAUUUACAAUGGCCAUAUUUGUAUCUUUUUUUCAUGAUUGACAUAAAUUGCACUGAUUUUGGAUCAGCGUCUGCCCCAAAGUCAAACUAGAAUUUUUAUAGGGGAAACACUAAACUGAUCACAAAAUCAGGUGCUCAAGACACAUUUUCAUCCCCUGUAAAGCCGUGGUUUAUAGUUAUCAUAGUAAUUA